Messenger RNA from Akanthomyces muscarius, 1050 nucleotides. RefSeq lists its product as uncharacterized. The coding region runs from base 1 to 1050 and encodes 349 amino acids. The transcript has a single exon. Lineage: Eukaryota; Fungi; Ascomycota; Sordariomycetes; Hypocreales; Cordycipitaceae. The record is from RefSeq and is a predicted model, not a curated record.
AUGAAGACUACCGUCCUCAUCUCGGCCCUAGCCACGGGCGCCUACGCAUGGACUUACCCCGAUUGCGAGCACGAUGGCUGCUACCGCAACCUGGUUGACCCUCGCUAUUCUGACCAGGCUCCCGCCUUUUGCAUUGCCUGGAUCUCUGGCACUACCACGGAUGCUAGUGCCAUCCCCACGCAGUACCGCAAUUGCCUGGGUGUUGCUCCUCUCUCGUCUGUCUGCUCGUGCAUAGCUUACACGGCCACCAUAACAGAUUGCAUCACCGAAACUGCGACGAACACCCCUUCUCCUGUUACAACCUCGUCUCAGUCGCAGAUCACCGUCUCUACCCCUCCUGUCACCCCUACCCUGGAGAGCACUACUGAGUGCGCCACCAUGACUGAGUCCAGCACUUCUUCUCUCAUGACAACAUCCAAAAUUCCUAUCUCUACCACUGCCUACCCUGUUAGUAGCAACAAUGCGUCCACAAGCGUGGCUACCAGCUCCCCGGCAGAGAGCAGCUUUGUUGGCUUUCAGCCUUCCCCAUCGAAGACCCUUCCGUGGACGACCUCGACCAUUUUCACUACUUCAACGCACAUUGUUACCAAGUGCCCUCUUCAGGCCACAAACUGCCCGGACGAGUCAACUGUUGUUCUGACUUCCAUUGUUCCCGUUUCGACUACCGUCUGCCCUAUGCUCAGCACCGAGUCUCCUCCGCUUCCUCUUCAGUCUUCGAAGCAGGAGCUCCUCCCUCAGUCUUCCAGUGAAGCUCCCCCUCCUUCCUCGUUUGUUUCUGAAAGGCCACUUUUUCAACCAUCAAUCCAUGCUUCCCACACUCCUUCGCAGUCUUUUGGUUGCCGUUUUGGGCAGAAGGCUGGUCCCGACGGCGAUUGCAGUUCUGUCACUUCUUUCUUCCCGCACCGUCCUCCUCCGCCUCUCGCUAGUGGCCUUCCUAUCGUCUCCGGAAGUAGCACCCCCCCCGUUUCCACAGCUGGCACCGCCCAUCUCGGUAUCGAAGCUGCUGUUGUUGUCGUUGGUGUCGUCGCUGCUCUAUUCCAAGUUGUAUGA